AUGGACAUGUCCGGCAUGAACAUGACGUCGAGCACCAACUCGACGUCCAACUCGACCGCGGCGGCUGCGAUGGACAUGGGCGGCGGCUCGUGUAAGAUCUCCAUGCUGUGGAACUGGACCACGAUCGACGCAUGCUUCCUGUCCAAGUCGUGGCACGUCCGCACCAUGGGCCAGUUUGCCGGCUCCGUCAUCGGCGUCUUCUUUCUGUGCAUGGCCAUCGAGGCGAUCCGUCGCGCCGCGCGCGAGUAUGACCGGCGUAUCACGCUUGGUGCCCGUAUCGAGGCCACGGCCAAGGGUUCCAAGCGCGUAGAGGUCACUUGGGUCCAGCAGGCUAUUGUGAGUGGUGUGGGUGGCCUGGUGGCGAGUGCGACAGGCUCGUUCUCGCAGACGUUGAGCUCCGCUCCCCUGCCACUCGAGUUUCCGGCCAAUGGACAGAUGACUGAUGUUCCUUCCCCAGCGGUCCUCCAUGUACGGUUCACAGUUUACGGCUUCAUUCCUCGUGUAAGUUUCUGA
Apiotrichum porosum is the source of this 513-nucleotide messenger RNA. RefSeq names its product Copper Transporter integral membrane protein that functions in high affinity copper transport (gene CTR3). Gene Ontology annotation, molecular function: copper ion transmembrane transporter activity. The record is from RefSeq and is a predicted model, not a curated record. Gene Ontology annotation, cellular component: membrane. Lineage: Eukaryota; Fungi; Basidiomycota; Tremellomycetes; Trichosporonales; Trichosporonaceae. Gene Ontology annotation, biological process: copper ion transmembrane transport. Bases 1 to 513 code for a protein of 170 amino acids. The transcript is spliced from 2 exons.